AUGGACUCGGACCCCGUACCCUCAUCAUCACCCGGAUUUGGAACACCCGCCUAUCCUUUCCGAAAAAAUAGACCCAAUGCGCUGCCAACGAGGACAUCGGUCCUUCCCAUACUGCUUCCUCCUUCGACACUUCGGCCUGUGGCCUUCCGUACCUUCACGCGCAAGCAUAAUCUAACAAUAUCCUCCUCUGCGCUUCAAACACUAGCCACCUUUGUGGGGAAGAAUUGUGGCUCAGCAUGGCGCGAAGAAGGUCUCGCAGAAAGAGCACUCGAUGAAGUGGCUAAAGCCUGGAAGAAAGCUGGCGGUGGCGUCAUUGUCGAUGAAGGGAAAGGCGCCUCACUGAAAGCCAUCCUCCAGACUUUAGAGAGCAAUAUGAGUGGGGGAAGGGUUAUCUCUGGGAAGCACGCCACGCCAGAUGAGGUCCCUUCGAGAACAACAAGCCCAGGCCAAGGAAACAGACGCUCUAGGGCCGAUCCGCAAUUGUAUGCAGCGGCAGGGCUGGAAGGAGAAGGUGCAGCAGAAAAUUCUGACGUACCCUCACACCCGAGACAUUGGGUUAGGGUUAUCGAGGCUUUUGAUAUACCGCGAUUGACCUAUAAUGCGGAUAAGAGAUACUUCGAAGUCGCAAGAUCAAGGCCCACUCUGUUCCCUCCAUCCUCUCACAGGACCAAUCUGUUUAGGGAUCGUUACAAUGUUAUCCAUCAACGUCUGCUUCGGCAUGAGUCAUUCCAAUCACCGUCCGGUCCCUCGCGUAUCUUGCGGAAAUCAUCAUCUUCUUUAGCGGUUACCCAAGGCUACAAGCUCACACCAAUCGCGAAUUUACUCGGAAGAAAUGGCACAUCACACCUUAUUCUAGGUUUACUCUCAAUGUCCCCAACGGGGGACUUGAAUUUGAGCGAUUUAACCGGGAGUAUUUCUUUGGAUCUGAGACACGCGCGGAUGGUGCCUGAAGACGGAGCCUGGCUCGCUCCAGGGAUGUUUGUCCUCGUUGAUGGGAUAUAUGAGGAAGAGGAAAAUGUUAGGGGGUCUACUCUAGGCGGCAAUUCCGGGGUCGGGGGUGCCAUUGGAGGAGUUUUUGUGGGCGUUUCUAUAUGCGGUCCUCCUUGUGAGCGACGGGAGACAUCUCUCGGGAUGAACAACCAACAAAGUGGCAGAGAGGUCAGUUCCAGUGGGGGGCUUGGAUGGAUUGACUUCCUGGGAGUUGGAAGUGAACGUGCGCAGGGCCCGCGAAUGAGGCAUAUUGAAGCCAGCUAUCUACGAGGUGUACACGGAAGCGCUGAAGGCGACCGCCGGUUAAAGGUGGCUGCUUUGGGGGAGGUUAAUCUGGAUGAUAUGAGGACUUUAGAUGCGUUGAGGAAGGUCUUCAGCGUCUAUCACCACUUGCCUUUGGAGGAGCGUCCAAGCAUAUUUGUCCUGACGGGGAACUUCGUGCAAAAAGCCAUCAUAAACAGCAGUGGCCAGGCGGGCAGCAUCGAGUACAAAGAACAUUUCGAUGCUCUCUCCUUGAUACUGUCGGAGUUCCCUUCGUUGUUGCAGCACUCGACAUUCGUAUUUGUUCCGGGCGACAAUGAUCCAUGGCCGUCGGCUUUCUCAGCUGGCGCCGCCUCCCCAAUCCCACGCCAUUCGAUUCCAGAAUUAUUCACUACUAGAGUGAAACGAGCAUUUGCUACUGCCAACUCGCAGUUGGACUCCUCUCAGCCGUCUGGGCCUCCUGGGGAAGCGAUAUGGACUUCAAAUCCUUCCCGCCUUACCCUAUUCGGGCCUGUCCAUGAUAUUGCGAUAUUCAGAGACGAUAUUUCUAACAGAUUGAGACGAAACGCUGUAAACCUCUCACAUGGCGCCGACACCGCGAUGGCUGAAGACGCGCACGCUUCUGCCGGGGAAACCGACCAUCUCGAACCUCACAGCCAUAGCCCACAGACAGGCAUAAGCUCUAGUCUAGUCCCGAGUACAACCCUUUUCGCUCGAAGGCUUGUGAAAUCGAUUCUCGACCAGGGCACUUUGUCGCCUUUCCCGCUUUCUUUGCGACCCGUUUUGUGGGAUUAUGUCUCCUCCUUACAGCUGUAUCCGUUGCCAACUGCAAUCAUUCUAGCAGAUCCAGAGGCCGCGCCGUUUUGUAUAACGUAUGAGGGCUGCCAUGUGAUGAAUACUGGCAGGCUUGUUCCGGAAGGCGAGCUAUCCUUUGUCCGGUGGGUUGAGUAUGAUGCCAUCAAGAAUCGAGGCAGGAUACAGCAGGAACGCUUGUAG
Messenger RNA from Aspergillus niger, 2247 nucleotides. RefSeq lists its product as uncharacterized. Gene Ontology annotation, cellular component: epsilon DNA polymerase complex. The record is from RefSeq and is a predicted model, not a curated record. The transcript has a single exon. The coding region runs from base 1 to 2247 and encodes 748 amino acids. Gene Ontology annotation, molecular function: DNA binding. NCBI's taxonomy places the organism in Eukaryota, Fungi, Ascomycota, Eurotiomycetes, Eurotiales, Aspergillaceae. Gene Ontology annotation, biological process: DNA-templated DNA replication; error-prone translesion synthesis.